Molecule: messenger RNA, 1480 nt
Organism: Uloborus diversus
Lineage: Eukaryota; Metazoa; Arthropoda; Arachnida; Araneae; Uloboridae
Product: E3 ubiquitin-protein ligase RNF34-like
Exons: 5
Coding region: 322-1275 (317 amino acids)
Biological process (GO): proteasome-mediated ubiquitin-dependent protein catabolic process; negative regulation of extrinsic apoptotic signaling pathway via death domain receptors; protein K48-linked ubiquitination
Cellular component (GO): cytoplasm; plasma membrane
Molecular function (GO): ubiquitin protein ligase activity
Source: RefSeq, a predicted model, not a curated record
CCCAUUAGAGAGAUUAUUGCAUAAGGUGUUUUAUCUGUCUUUAGAAUGACGUUAGAAUUAGCUCAUAGGAGGAAAUUGAGGAAAACUCUGCACAUUGACUAAACAACAUAUUGGGCAUUAUCGUUGCGCGCAGUUUCGUUUUAUUUUGCAAAUUAUUAGGAUCUUGAAUUUCUUUUCUUCACCACAAUGUGUCCUAUCGUUUAAAAGUCGAAAUGAAACAAAAACUUCGGAAAUAUAACUCUUCAUUUUAUCCUAAUACGUUCGUUACAUGUUUUUAUUUUUUCUGUUAACAGGAUAAUUUCCUGUGGUUAGGGUCUAUUCAUGUUUUCAAUCAGUAACACGAUGGCUUGCGAGGGAUGUAGCAUCAGAUUUACCAUUCUGAGGAGGAAGAAAAAGUGCGACAACUGUGGCCUGAUCUUUUGCUCUGAGUGUGUGACAGCCAGAAGUAAACUUUAUCAGUGCUACAGAUGCAAAGUGCUCACUUGCGUGCCUCUGAACUGCAAUGACGUUGCCAGCCUCAAGCUCAGAGACUUGCAGUGGUUCCUGGACUUCAAGGGGAUCGAAGUGCCGAGGAAUGAUCUGCGGGAGAAGGCUGUCCUAGUGGAGAAGAUAAUGAAUCAUUCUCGUCCUCCAGUUCACCCCGAGUCCAUAUCUCCCAGUUUUCAACCUCUUUAUCCUACGCUGAUUGAGGAACGCACCGAAAGUCUCUUCAACAGCAACAAUCAAUUAUUCACGGCGUCAACAAUGGAAAGCAGUGGAGGGAGUCCCAUCCGAGGGGUCUCAUCAGAAACUGCAGCAAAUCAAACUGCUACUGAUAACACUAAUUCUGAUCACAAUGAAAUUAAUACCAAUCAAAGUGAUUCAAAUAAAGGUGAUAACACUGAUACUUCUGCUAAAGAGGAAAAAAGUAAUCCUAAAGGUAAAUACCAAAUCAUAAAUUUGGAGUCUGUUGACAGUUGUGAACAAAUCUACAGCCUAUCAAUCAUGGAGCUUAAAUUAUUGCUCACUAGAAAUUCUAUCUCAUUUCGAGGCUGUUGCGAAAAAUCUGAGCUGCAAGAAAAAGUAGUCUGGCUGUGGAAACUGAAAGAGGCAGCUAAUAAUAAAAAUUCUAUUCCUGAUGAGAACUUGUGCAAAAUCUGCAUGGAGGAAACGAUCGAUUCUCUGUUACUGGACUGCGGGCACAUGCUGACCUGCUACCAGUGUGGCAAGCGCUUGCAUGACUGCCCCAUUUGCCGCCAGAUCAUCAUACGUGUCGUGCGGGCAUUCAAAUCCUGAGCUCAUGACUUUCAUUGUGAUUACCAAAGAAUAAAUGUGAUUCGUACUCUGUUCCGUUUGACGACGACGUCGAUAUUUCUCAACUGUUAUCGUGUUUGUAAAUACGUUCCAAUAGUGUAUUUUGUUAAGUGAAGUUUCCAAUUUAUAUCAUCUUGUUGAUAAAACAUGACAAUAUAUGCUUCAUUCAAUCAUAAAUAAAGUAUCA